Molecule: messenger RNA, 1598 nt
Organism: Culicoides brevitarsis
Lineage: Eukaryota; Metazoa; Arthropoda; Insecta; Diptera; Ceratopogonidae
Gene: Hsdl2
Product: hydroxysteroid dehydrogenase-like protein 2
Exons: 2
Coding region: 127-1383 (418 amino acids)
Cellular component (GO): mitochondrion
Source: RefSeq, a predicted model, not a curated record
UUUCAAUCUCAGGGCGAUUUCUCUUUUAAAGUUCUGCUCGUUUCCCCAAAUUUACGAGAUUUUAAUUAAUUUUAGAGAGUUUUCAACCAUUUUCAUCACAUUUGAAGAACAUAACCAGUGAAGAUCAUGAUCAAUUCCGGGAAAUUAGCUGGAAAAACGCUUUUCAUAUCGGGAGCAAGUCGCGGCAUCGGAAAAGCGAUCGCUCUGAAGGCGGCUCGAGAUGGAGCUAAUAUCGUAAUUGCGGCAAAAACAGCAACAGCGCAUCCUAAAUUGCCGGGAACCAUUUAUACGGCAGCAGAAGAGGUUGAAGCUGCCGGGGGCAAGGCUUUGCCGUGCAUCGUUGACAUUCGGGAUGAGCAACAAGUGCGAAAUGCCGUUCAAGAAGCUGCUGCCAAGUUCGGAGGCAUCGAUAUUGUGGUCAAUAAUGCUUCGGCAAUCUCGUUGACGCCCACAGCUGCCACGGAUAUGAAACGGUACGACUUGAUGCAUAACAUUAACACGCGAGGAACGUUCCUCGUGACUAAAGAAUGUUUGCCUUUCUUGCAAAAGUCGUCACAUCCUCAUGUUUUGAAUAUUUCUCCGCCUUUGAACAUGUCUCCCUUCUGGUUUGGCAUGCAUGUCGCUUACACAAUGGCGAAAUACGGCAUGUCGAUGUGCGUUUUGGGUCAUGCCCAAGAAUUCAAGGAUUUGGGUAUCGGCGUUAAUGCUUUGUGGCCCAAAACUGCCAUUCAUACCGCUGCUAUCGAGAUGUUGACAGGUCCCGAUUCGAAUGCAUGGUCUCGCAAACCCGAAAUUAUGGCAGAUGCUGCUUACGAGAUUUUAACGCGUGACCCCAAAAAGACGACGGGCAACUUUUACGUCGACGAAGACGUUUUACGUGAAGCCGGAGUCACAGAUUUCACGGAUUACGCUUGCGUUAAAGAGAAUGCCGACAAAUUGAUGCCCGAUUUCUUCUUGGAUGUCCCGCCAGAACUCAUGAAAGAGUAUGCCGGUAAAAUGUCGCCCGAAUCAGGGCUUGAUGCGAAAAAAGCCGCUGCUGCUACUGGAGGCAAAAUCGAAGGACUUUUUCAGAAAAUUGAGUCGCUCAUGAGUGAAGAAGUCGUGAAACGCGUCAAUGCCGUUUAUCAGUUUAACGUUAAAGGCGAAGAAGCGGGCGUUUGGUUCUGCGAUCUCAAAAAUGGCGCUGGAUCGUGCGGAAGAGGCGAGCCAAAAGUUAGUCCUGAUGCGACACUUACGAUGAGCGAUAAGAACUUUUUCGAUAUGUUUGCGGGAAAAUUGAAGCCAGCAAGUGCAUUUAUGACGGGAAAGUUGAAGAUUUCGGGAGACUUGAAGAAGGCAAUGGCACUCGAAAAAUUGAUGGCGAGUCUCAAGGCGAAACUUUAAAAUGUAAAUUUGCAAUUUGGAUCGAAUCCCGGUGAAAGGACUGAUCUACUUUUAUUAAAAAAUAUAAUUUUUAAGUUUAACGUUCUAUUGAAAAGUCUGUCCUUAUUUGCUUUGACAAAGUCAUUUAAUCUUUUUUUGUUGUAUUUUUUUGAAGAACUGUUAAUAAAUUUUUAUAUUAUAAAAUAUUUAGAAAAAAAAUUAAAUUUUACUUAAGA